Molecule: messenger RNA, 1535 nt
Organism: Peromyscus maniculatus bairdii (prairie deer mouse)
Lineage: Eukaryota; Metazoa; Chordata; Mammalia; Rodentia; Cricetidae
Gene: Tusc2
Product: tumor suppressor 2, mitochondrial calcium regulator
Biological process (GO): inflammatory response; regulation of mitochondrial membrane potential
Cellular component (GO): mitochondrion
Source: RefSeq, a predicted model, not a curated record
AUGGGCGCCAGCGGCUCCAAAGCUCGGGGCCUCUGGCCCUUUGCCUCCACCCCGGGGGGCGGCGGCCCCGAAGCGGCAGGCGCCGAGCAGUCUUUGGUGCGGUCUCGAACCCGAGCGGUGCCCCCCUUCGUAUUCACGCGCCGCGGCUCCAUGUUCUAUGAUGAAGACGGGGAUCUGGCUCACGAGUUCUAUGAGGAGACAAUCGUCACCAAGAAUGGGCAGAAGCGAGCCAAGCUGAGGCGGGUCCAUAAGAAUCUGAUUCCUCAGGGCAUCGUGAAGCUGGAUCCCCCCCGAAUCCACGUGGAUUUCCCUGUGAUCCUCUAUGAAAUGUGAGCCUGUGGCAUGGCAGACACAAGCACCCACUGCCCCAGCAAGAAACUCCCAGGCUCAAGGUGUAGCUUCCAUUCAGGAGUCCAGGCUGGUGCCACAACCCCGAAUAAACUAAACUCCGUUGGCCCAGAACCGUCAGUUGUGAAAGGGGCAGUCCCUCAGUGUUAACUGGUGUUGGUUUAUGUCUGAACAGUAAGUGGCCGGUGGCUGGUGAGGGCUAAUGGCAGAAUCGCCGGCCCAUUUCCCAGCCACUUGUGGGAGAAGCAUGGCGGGGCAUAUGCUGGUCAGGAAUGCCUGGUUCCUCGUUCCUUGCCUGACCUGCUUUCUUCCAAGCUUGCCUAGGGCCCAGCCCUCCUAGAAGCUACAGCACGUUACAAGCAGAGUCUGCCUUCUUCCAGCCCUGGGCUCUAGGGGCUGUACCCAGGUGGGAACUUCCUUCCCUCACUUCCCCGUGCCCCUAGUCAGAGCAUUUCAGCCGUUUGCUACCUCGAUUCCUCCUGUAUGGACAGAGACUGGGGAUAGGACCAGCCUCAGUCUUCCUGCCUACCUGCCAUGUGUCCCCACUCUGAGAUGGACAGUUUGCUGGCCGUUAAAUAAGACGGGGACCAGCGUAGGAGGCUUCUCCUAUCACCCAGAGCUGGACUGAUCUCUCUUGAUUUCAACCAGUUGCGCUCCCCCAAGUUGAGAGGGUGCCGGCCGGGGUCAGGACAGGCCGUGGAUGCCUGUGCCUGUGGGGACUGGCCCCACACCACAUAUUCUGUCUAAUCUCGUCUUUGCACCAGUCCCACCCAUCCCCAGCUGCGGGGGAGGGGCUGUCCACCACCCAGCGGUAAGAAGCCACACACACACACACCCGGGGCUGGUGCCAGUAGCUAUGAGGAGCCCAUCACCCCUUCUACAGUAUCUUCACCUCUUCAGGGUCAGUUAAGGGAAAGUACUGGAGCUCCUUGGUAAGGAUCAGAAGAAGGGAAAAAUACAGAAAAGGGGUAAUUAAAAUGUGAAGGUUUGUAAAUAGUCUAGACUAUGAUAAUGUUGGGGCAGAGUCUGAUUUCUAUAUAGAGAUGGCUUUAAAAAAAAAAAAUCCUUAUUUGUGGAAGCUCCGGGCUUCUAGACUGUGGGAAAUGGCUUGGGGAGGGUGGUCCCCAGCAUAGGAAGACUGUUGUGUUAUUUGUUCAAUUUCAAUAAAAUUAUUUGUAGACCCUGCA